This is a messenger RNA of Linum tenue, 500 nucleotides long. Lineage: Eukaryota; Viridiplantae; Streptophyta; Magnoliopsida; Malpighiales; Linaceae. The record is from the annotation of a GenBank genome assembly.
CAAAACCAAACGGGCCUCAAACUGAGAUUCGUUUGUCUGCUACCCGUCGGUGCUGCGUUCCAGGCCAACAACAAUCACUACCUCGCCGCAACAGAAACCGUGCACAGAAAGCAACCGCCGUCGCAGCCGCCGUCCAUGGGGCGAGAGAGAAAGAGAAUAAUGGAGCUGCGAUUCUAUUACGCGUCGGAGCCUCGGAGGACGGAGGGUGAGAAUAAGAAGGGGGAAAGAAAAGAUACGGCGAUUCAUAGUAAGGAAGGAAGCAGAGAAUUGCCGCCGGAGGAAGGGAAGAUGACGAUGAACGGGUAAGAAUUUGAGUGACAGAGAAGAAAACGUGAGACGAAGGAAGAGAAAAAGGGAAAGGCGCAUCUUUAAUUUAAUUAUGGAAUUGUUAGACAGCAAAGCAUAGUAGCACUCUGAAGGUUAGUUACUCUGAAUCGCUAUUCGUCGCCCUAAAAUUUAAAUUAUUUCGCCCUAAAUUGUACUAAAUUGACAUUUAUAAC